AUGGCUUCUGAGGAGAUCGUACAAGAGGAGCAGCAGCAACUGAAUGGGGACGAGUUCGCCGCCAGGGACUACGCUGACCCGGUGCCGCAGCCGGUGCUGGGCACGUCGGAGCUGCAGAGGUGGUCGCUGUACCGCGCGGCGAUCGCCGAGUUCGUAGCGACGCUGCUGUUCCUCUACCUGACGGUGGCCACCGUGAUCGGGCACAAGCGCCUGUCUGAAGACGACGCCUGCGGUGGCGUCGGCCUCCUCGGCAUCGCCUGGGCCGCCGGCGGCACGAUCUUCCUGCUCGUCUACUGCACUGCCGGCAUCUCUGGUGGACACAUCAACCCGGCGGUGACGUUCGGGCUGCUCCUGGCGCGGAAGGUAUCCCUGCUCCGCGCGGCGCUCUACAUGGCCGCGCAGUGCCUCGGCGCCGCCUGCGGCGCCGGCAUCGUCAGGGCGCUCAACUCGGCCCACUUCGUGCAGCACGGCGGCGGCGCGAACGUCGUAGACGCUGGCUACUCCAAGGGCGCCGGGCUGGGAGCCGAGGUCGUCGGCACGUUCGUGCUCGUGUACACCGUCCUCUCCGCCACCGACGCCAAGCGCAGCGCGCGCGACAGUCACAUCCCAGUGCUGGCUCCCUUGCCGAUUGGCUUUGUGGUGUUCGUGGUGCACCUGGCCACCAUUCCAAUCACCGGCACCGGCAUCAACCCGGCAAGGAGCUUCGGCGCCGCCGUCGUGUACAACCAGAGAAAUGCCUGGGCUGAUCAGUGGAUAUUCUGGGUGGGACCACUCAUCGGGGCAGCCAUCGCCACGCUCUACCACGAGCACGUAUUGAGGGCGAGUGCUCUCAAGGCACGAGGCUCUUUCAAGGACAGAGUGUGA
Messenger RNA from Lolium rigidum, 864 nucleotides. RefSeq names its product aquaporin PIP2-2-like. The record is from RefSeq and is a predicted model, not a curated record. Gene Ontology annotation, biological process: transmembrane transport. The transcript has 4 exons. Lineage: Eukaryota; Viridiplantae; Streptophyta; Magnoliopsida; Poales; Poaceae. Gene Ontology annotation, molecular function: water channel activity. Gene Ontology annotation, cellular component: plasma membrane. The coding region runs from base 1 to 864 and encodes 287 amino acids.